AUGGACAACGGCAACAGACAACCACCGGGAGCACAUCAAGAAAACGAUACAUCUGCAAAAUCGAAAGGAAAGGCCAUAGAUAAUGGUGCUGGAAACUCUGACUCUAUCACCAGCCGACUUCAGGCUUCUGGCAGGCUUGCUCUCAAUGCUUUCGGAACGGGUCCAGAUAUAAGUGGCCAGCGGCCAGGCGAAAAAGCUAGCUCCAGUGGCGGCAGCAGCAACAUUGGGAGAAACUCAUCUAGUACGGGAGAAGCAUCAUCGCACAGGUUGCGCUCAACAACUCAGGGUGAAUCGCUACGCUCACAGACAAACUUGGAUUCUGGAGCAUCAUCACAAGCAUUUAACGCCUUCAUCAGUGCCGACUCUACGUUGGAGGUUGAGGAUGCCAGUCAAUAUGGAAAACUCCCAAACCAAAGUCACAAUAUACCAUCUACGCCAAGCGCUGUUCUGGAACAAGAGAAGAUGGAUGGCGCUGCUGUAGUCAACCUACUCGAUGGUCCAUCCGGGGAACUUGACGGUGUUUUGUUUGGAGCUCAUGGUCCAGAUGCCGAGGAUGAAGGCCUUACACCAGAAGCGGCAGCCAAGCUGAGAGAAGCCCUAUUCCCUGCAGAUCUGGUUCCCUCUGGCUUUCGCUGGGAUGAUUUACUCAACUUCAACCCCGAGUUUCUUGAUCAGUCGGGUCCUGAAGCAGAUUUCGAACGGCAGCUUCACUUUGGCACAACGAGUGCCGACGAAGCGAGAAAUAGUUACCUGGAUCAAUGGGACAAGGUGCUAAAUGGGUAUACAGAGUAUGUAUGGGGGGAUAUAGAACCUCUCAUAGCUGAAGCUCGAAGAGAAGUUGAAGAAUCCAAAACUCGAGGUCCUGAUGCCAUGCCUCAGACAAAGGCGCUGGAUCGGCUACGACAGAUUCUUGGCCACGUCCGAGGGUUUUGA
Molecule: messenger RNA, 933 nt
Organism: Fusarium redolens
Lineage: Eukaryota; Fungi; Ascomycota; Sordariomycetes; Hypocreales; Nectriaceae
Exons: 1
Coding region: 1-933 (310 amino acids)
Source: RefSeq, a predicted model, not a curated record